Molecule: messenger RNA, 2031 nt
Organism: Suncus etruscus (white-toothed pygmy shrew)
Lineage: Eukaryota; Metazoa; Chordata; Mammalia; Eulipotyphla; Soricidae
Gene: SPOPL
Product: speckle type BTB/POZ protein like
Exons: 10
Coding region: 53-1231 (392 amino acids)
Biological process (GO): proteasome-mediated ubiquitin-dependent protein catabolic process; regulation of proteolysis
Cellular component (GO): cytoplasm; nucleus
Molecular function (GO): ubiquitin protein ligase binding
Source: RefSeq, a predicted model, not a curated record
UGCUCAGCUGUAUAGGAUAUUGUCUAUCUUAGAAGAUCACAGUAAAGUGGCAAUGUCUCGAGAACCUACCCCACCUCUCUCUGGAGAUAUGUCUACUGGUCCUAUAGCAGAAAGCUGGUGUUAUACACAGGUUAAAGUAGUAAAAUUUUCUUACAUGUGGACCAUCAAUAACUUCAGUUUUUGUCGAGAGGAAAUGGGUGAAGUGUUAAAAAGUUCAACAUUCUCAUCCAGUCCCAGUGACAAAAUGAAAUGGUGCCUGAGGGUAAAUCCAAAGGGAUUAGAUGAUGAAAGUAAAGACUACUUGUCCUUAUAUUUGCUUUUAGUUAGCUGUCCAAAAAGUGAAGUUCGAGCAAAAUUUAAAUUUUCCCUUCUGAAUGCUAAAAGGGAGGAAACAAAAGCAAUGGAAAGCCAAAGAGCAUAUCGAUUUGUACAAGGGAAGGACUGGGGUUUUAAAAAGUUCAUUCGAAGGGACUUUUUACUUGAUGAAGCUAAUGGUCUUUUACCAGAUGACAAGCUUACAUUAUUUUGUGAGGUGAGUGUGGUCCAAGAUUCAGUGAAUAUAUCAGGACAUACUAAUACAAAUACUUUGAAGGUGCCUGAUUGUCGACUAGCAGAAGAUUUAAGUAAUAUCUGGGAAAACAAAAGAUUUACAGAUUGCAGUUUUUUUGUGAGAGGACAAGAAUUUAAAGCUCAUAAAUCUGUACUUGCAGCUCGAUCGCCAGUUUUUAAUGCAAUGUUUGAACAUGAGAUGGAAGAAAGCAAAAAGAAUCGAGUGGAAAUAAAUGAUAUAGACCCAGAGGUUUUUAAAGAAAUGAUGAGAUUCAUUUAUACAGGGAAAGCACCAAACCUCGACAAAAUGGCUGACAGCUUGUUGGCAGCUGCAGACAAAUAUGCACUGGAACGGCUGAAGGUCAUGUGUGAAGAAGCUUUGUGUAGUAACCUUUCUGUAGAAAAUGUUGCUGAUACCCUUGUCCUUGCUGAUUUGCACAGUGCAGAACAGUUGAAAGCACAAGCCAUAGACUUCAUUAAUAGGUGCAGUGUACUUCGACAGCUUGGGUGUAAAGAUGGAAAAAACUGGAAUAACAACCAAGCAACAGACAUAAUGGAAACAUCAGGAUGGAAGUCCAUGAUUCAAUCUCACCCUCAUUUAGUAGCAGAAGCCUUCCGAGCACUAGCAUCUGCACAAUGUCCACAGUUUGGCAUUCCACGCAAGCGGCUAAAACAGUCUUGAAAUCUCCUGUGAACUUAAAAGUGGAAUUGACUUUUAACUCCUCCAGGUCCAGAAGGAUUCUAAUACACAAACCAUAACCAAGAGUUGUUUCUGUUGUCUUGUUCACAGAACAGAAGCUGAAAAGGCAUAUUGCUUGCAUUUCAGGUGGAUAAUUUAUGGUUUUUUCUUCAGCUUUAAAUUAGACUGAUUUUACUCUAACUCACUUCAAAGCCUUAAAUUAUCUUCAGUGACUUCUUGUUCAUAUAAUAUUUUACUUUUUGUAUUGUGCCUUGUCAUUUUGACCAAGGCUAUGCAGGAUUGCACUAGCUCCAUAAUGCAGUAAUAUAGAUUAACUGAAGAUAUUAAGUUUCAAAAGAAUCUUCCAUGAGUUUGAGAAAAGCAAAAUGAGUUUUAUAGGGUUUCUCCUCUGCUAUCUCGGAGUUUAAAACUAAAUUUAAGGUUCUUCUUAAAAGCACUUAUAUUGGAGUUUAUUGGUAAAGUCUCCAGUCUAAGUUCUAUCAAUAUAGGAGAAUCUCUUUACCUUCAAGGUAAGUUAUGGCAAUACAUUGCUUCAGUUCUAAUUUAUUAUUCAUUUCAGGGGCAAAUAUGCAAUGAGAUGGCCCAAAUAUUUCGUAAAGAUUUAUGAUGUUUGUAUGUAAUUGUCCAAUGGACUAAAAGUAUAACAAACUUUUCUGUGUUUCUUUGUGGGUUUGUCUAAGUUUAUGAUGACAGACUGAUUGAGGUUAAAAUUUCAGAAGAAAGCAUGUUUGUGCCAAAUUUAUUUGUUUUUAAUUUUUUUUAUUUCAAAUGAUCUACAUAUA